Molecule: messenger RNA, 5248 nt
Organism: Ictalurus punctatus (channel catfish)
Lineage: Eukaryota; Metazoa; Chordata; Actinopteri; Siluriformes; Ictaluridae
Product: transmembrane protein 132D
Exons: 8
Coding region: 1-3117 (1038 amino acids)
Source: RefSeq, a predicted model, not a curated record
AUGGAUGGCCGACUGUUGCUGGAGGGUCUGCCAAGAUUUGGCGCCGUGCCUACAUACCUGCCGGUGCAGUACCAGGUGCUGAACGCGGAGCUUGCCUUCUUCCUCAAGGAGGCCAACCAAGACAUCAUGAGGAACUCCAGUCUACAGGGACGCACAGAGCUCUUCUUCAUCCAGCAGGCCAGGAGGAACCCUGUGGUCAAUGCUAGUUAUGGACCCUUCUCUGUGCAGCAGCCCGUACCCAUGGAACUCCUUGAUCCUGGGAUCUUCAACAACCCAACAACAUCUUCUUUGUCUUCAUCUUCUUCAUCUUCCUCUCCACUUUUCACUUUUAACUGGAAGAUUCAGACCUUCAUCAUAAGCGAGCGCAUCCACCUCAGCUGGCCCAAGGUUCAGGUCUUGUUCUACAUCGUAGGCCGAGACUGGGACGACUACAGCACCAUGGACCGUCUCCCUUGCAUCCGGAUGUUUGCUUUUCAUGAGACGCAGGAGGUUCGAGGCAUGUGUCAUUUGAAAGGGGAACUGGGGCUUUGCGUGGCCGAACUGGAGCCGCUGCCCAGCUGGUUCAGCCCACCUAGCGUGGUGCCUGGGAGACAAAGAGCACCUCAAACUGAAGGCACCCCUGUGGAGCUCUACUACAAGGUACAGUCCACUGAAACUGGUGAAUGCGACCCGGAAAGUUCCCGUAAGGCACGUGCCAUCCACUCUGAGUCACAGGGGCCGGCUGGGUACUUUUCAGGGCCUACGCCCAUGCGGAGGAUUGGCAGUGUACGUCUGUUUCAGCCACUCUCCGAGCUUCGCCUGGACAGGAACUUUGUGUUGAUGGUGCCUUCCAGGCCUAUCAGCCAAAGGGAGACAGUGUCGGUCUUCCUGGCUACUUCUGCUCUUUCAUCGGUGGAGAUCUUCACCCUCAGGGUGAAGCUGAAAGAUGAUGUGGCGUUUUUAGGAGCGAAGGCCACUAAUCCAGUGCAGUGGACCGUCAGUCAGGACGUGAGGAGUGAAGGACACCGAGUCGUUACUCUGCACUGUCGGAGAAAAGACAUCGGCUAUGGCCAGAGGAUGGAGGCGGGGCUUCAGAAGGUUCUGCAGGUGGAUUUGGAGGUGAACGGCUUGGUGGAUCCUCUGGGCACUCGUUCAGUCACAUGGCAGGUGGAAUACCCCAUGAGUCGUACCUUCUCCGAGGAGAUCCCGACCCUCAUCCGACUCGCACCUCACGACCUGGGGGGCAUCGUCCCGCUUGCCAUGGAGACGGAGAUCCUGAACACGGCCGUGCUCACCGGCAGGACUGUCGCCAUGCCUAUCAAAGUGGUCACCGUGGCAACGGAUGGGGCUGUAACUGAUGUGACCGAGUCCGUGGAGUGUCAAUCGAUGGAUGAUGACGUUGUUAAGGUGUCUGAGAGGUGCGACUAUGUGUAUGUGAACGGGAAAGAGACAAGAGGGAGGGUGAGGAUGAUGUUGAACUUCACUUACAAUUACCUGAGCGCCCAGCUGGAGGUGAGUGUAUGGAUGCCCCGCCUCCCACUGCAGAUUGACAUGGCCGACCCCGAGCUCAACCAAAUCAAGGGAUGGAGGGUCCCCGUCUCUGGGAGCAACCAGAGGUCUACAGAUGAUGAUGAAGAUGAAUUGAGCAGGCGGGACCGAGGUUGUGGUCCACAGUACCAGAGCACCACUGUGCGCGUCCUCACACACUUUGAGGCAGAGCCAGGGGAGGGGCGGGGCCAGCCGGACUUCCUGCUAGGCAGUGAUUGGCAGGUGGAUGUGACAGAGUUGGUGAAGGAUUUAUUGAAUGUGGAGGACUCACGAGUGGCCAAAAUCACAGACGGAGCAACGCUGACAGGGCUGAACAUUGGAACCACCAAAGUCCAGGUGAUGUCCCCCUUAUCGGAUUCAGUCCUGGCAGAGAGGACGGUGAGAAUUCUGGAUGAUAAAGUGAGCAUUACGGACCUCGGUGUGCAGCUGGUGUCAGGCCUCUCGCUGUCCCUGCAGCUCAGUCCAGGCAGCAACAGGGCCAUUGCAGCCACAGCCACCACCCAGGACACCAUGCAUAACCCCAAACAGGAGUCCCUUGUCAGCGCUUGGCUGCACUUCAGUGAUGGCUCUGUGACGCCUCUUGAACUUUAUGACCCUGCACAUUACAUGCUGACAGCCAUGUCCUUGGAUGAGCGGGUGGUCUCUGUUCAGAGGGCCAUGUGGUGGAGGUCGCCAGUGGUGGUGGUGAAAGGUGAAGGUCAGGGCACACUGCUGCGCGUUGAGAUGUCUGGAGCCGAUUCGUGCCAGAAAAGCAAGCGCCGUAACGUUCUGGCUUCAGUUAGCGCCAAUGUUCGCGUCAAAUUUAGCCGUAAUGAUGAUGGUGACAGCAGGAGGCACAGACCCAAUUCCCCGAACAAUGGUGACUCCAUUUCAGAGGCAGGGAUGGUCAACAGAGGAGCCACGACAAUUAAAACAGGUGCUCCUUUUGGAGAUAAGCGCCCAAUCGAAGACAUUCCUGCAGAUUUCUCAAACUUUCCAGCACAGGCAGAACUUCCGCAUGGACGCACCACAGAGGAGGAGUUGUUACAAGCCCGGCGUGGCCUGACAGACCUUGAGAUUGGCAUGUAUGCCCUACUGGGAGUCUUCUGCCUGGCCAUCUUGGUGUUUCUCAUCAAUUGUGUCUCCUAUGCCCUUCAGUAUCAAAACAAACAGCUCCCCCUGGAGGGCCAGGAGAGCAUGGCGCAUGCUCAUGACUGGGUGUGGUUAGGGCAUGAAGGUGAGCUAAUGGAGAACCAUGCCGGCUUGUGCCUACAGCAGGAUGAGCUCAGUGCCACCAUGGACUCCAGCCUGGGUUUAGAGGAGGCCAGCCAGCUCCUCAACGGUCUCCUGGGUCAGAAAAGUACUCAAGGUCAGGGAGGACGGGAUCACAAGAGCGAGACGGGAAACUCGCCCACCACCAAGAGGAAACGGGUCAAAUUCACCACUUUCAGCCACUCCAAGCCGAGCAAUGACUGCCUGGGUAACAGCCCACUAGGUCUUGGGAAAAACGAUAUUCAGUGGGUUUGCCCAGACAUCGAGCUUGGGGACUCCAUAGAGCUCCGGAACUACAUGGAAAGGCUGAACGAGAAUGCCACGAAGAAUGUCGCAUAGCACUUCAUGAUUCUGGCACUCAAUUAUGUGUUUUGGAGCAGAGUGUAGCUUCACCCAUAUGCCUUCAGGGUAAAGGAGUGGGGCGCCGACCGGCUCACAUCUCACCAUAAAAAGACAGGUCAUUCAUCAGGUCUUGUUUCCAUGGCAACUGUCACAAGGUGUUCAUCAUUAGGAUUGAAGGCCAACAGGGAUGGUUGUGAAACUGCAGAGAACUAUAUAUGUAUACAUACAUACACACAUACAUGCAUUCAUUUGUACAAACUCGCUAUAAGAAAUGCAUUUUUUCCUGUAUUAAAGAUACAUUUUUUGUCAUUCUAUAUUUCUUUGACAUAUUGUUUUUUCAUAUUCUGUGAAUAUUGGAAAGAAUUAAUGUGCACACAUUUCAAGGACUGACUCUGAGACGAAUCCAUAAAUCAACAGACUUGUAUAUAAAGUGAACAUUUGCCGGUUGGAUGAGGUAAGAACUUUUUUAAGUAAGGUUUUACAUAUUUUUAUACAUCCCUGUUCCUGUACAUGUUGUAGCCUGUCAAUGUUUUGUCCAAAGACUCUCAUACAUUGGUUUAAAGCUGCUCUAAGCAACUUUUUUCUUUUAAAGAUAGCUGUCAAUAAUAGAUGCUCUAAGAAAAAAAAAAAAGUUCUAAAAAUGAGACAACCCAGUGCAGUCAUUCUGAAAGCUUCCCUGAGGAGGCAGUCUUCACUGCUUUUUUUUUCUUCUUUCUUUUCUCUUUUGCACAUGGCACAUGGUCUGAGUGGCCCAUAUGAAGGUUGGUGAUUAAGAAGGAAACUCUAUGAAGUGCUAGCUUGAUGAGGUAAGAGAACAGAAAGGGAAAUACGAUUGCAGUGAAGUUGAUGUAAUCCAUGGAAACGAUGGUACAAUCAGUUUCGACGUUCCACUCUCACUAUUGUUUUACACUUCAAAAAGAAAAAGGAAACAACACAGGCACUUAGUUUUGUGCUGAUAUGGUGGGUGUGGCAAAUGUUCUGACAUCAUCUAUACAAAAUAACAUUUAUGGAACAAUGUCUAAGCUAUGGCAUGGAGCUAACUAGCUAGGUAUCCAUGCCUCUUGGUGUAACUAUGAUUUAAUUAAAACUUUAUUUUUAUUUAGCACUUUAUUCUAAUACACAGCUAGCUGGCCUGUUUAUGUUUAGACAAUCCAAUUUAAUGCUAGGUAUAUUUAACACCUUAUCUUAUUGACCUGGUAGACCACCACCCAUACAGUAUCACACUGGUGUUUACCUUGAAUUUUUGUUCCAACCAGAAAGUAUAGCUGUUGCGAAAACUUUCAAACUUCUGGCAUGGAUUAAAUGCGUUGCUGCUCUUCUUAUUCAUAUUUUCUUACCGUCACACAGUCCAUAUAUACUAUAGAGGGUAGGAUUUCGGAAAAAGGACAUGUAAGUGGACUCAGUGGCUGAAUUUGAUUAGCACGAUUUGGAAGCAUCUCUUACCAUGGCUUUAAUGUCUUUAAUUUGGGUCCUUUGUUACCAACAAGAAGAAUAUGUACAUAAACCAGGGGACUGCUGAGAGAUUGGGACUGUUGGCAAUCUGUAACAACAGCAAUGACGAUACAGGUUGACCAGGAGGCAAAUGCUCAAAUAGUAACUGUCGUUGAUUGUGUUCUCUUUAUUUUAAUCUUUUUUUUUCCAUGCUGAAAAAAGCAAAAAGUGCAUAAUGAGGAUGAUUACAGGUCUCUAAACACACAAGAAAUCUCAAACAAAUCCAUUAUUAUUGUAGUUCUAAUUAUCUGCAGGUAACUGGGUCUUAAAGAGUGUUUUGGAAUGUAAUCCUCAGGUAACGCUGGCCCCGAGAGGUGCAAACACAGACGCAAAAAUGAUCAAAAUGCUUAUAAAUAAUUGAACAUUCGAAUAGUUUUGAAUCAGAGUAGAAUCAGAAUUGAUUCUGAAUGACACUAUGUUUGGCCUGGUUUUAUUUUUGGCUCUUGUCUCUCUAAUGAAUGUGCAGAUUAAACAUCGUUCUGUCACAUAAACUCCUGUUUGAUUUCAUUCUUGUUUCUCUUCUAUUCUUAGAGCAUUUUCACAUGUGAAAAUAUCUGAUAUCUGAUAUAUCGUCCCGUCAGUGUGAUUCGAAUCAACCUGAGUGCAGGAAGUGAACCUAACGUGCCAUGUGUUUUGG